This is a messenger RNA of Glycine soja, 1467 nucleotides long. RefSeq names its product thaumatin-like protein 1. Lineage: Eukaryota; Viridiplantae; Streptophyta; Magnoliopsida; Fabales; Fabaceae. The transcript has 3 exons. The record is from RefSeq and is a predicted model, not a curated record. Gene Ontology annotation, cellular component: extracellular region. Bases 110 to 1051 code for a protein of 313 amino acids. Gene Ontology annotation, biological process: defense response.
AGCACACAAUUUCUUGAUACAAAUAUGGGGAAUAUUAGUCAUUCUUGGCACAUCAUCAAUUCCCUCAUGGACACAACACAAUAAAACCAAUAUUACUAAUCAUUGAAAAAUGCCUAUAGUGAUGACAUCAUGGAAGUUCCCAAGUUUUCUAGCUAUUUUGUUUACUUUGUUAUCUUAUUCUUUCUCUUCAAUAUUCACCAUAACAAACAACUGCUCCCAUACUAUAUGGCCCGGGACACUCUCCGGUGCCGGCUCACCGCCACUUCCAACGACCGGAUUCCGGCUGGACUCAGGCCAAAUGAUGAAACUCACAAGUGUGCCAGGGUGGUCAGGAAGGAUAUGGGCUAGGACUGGCUGCACAUUUGAUGCAACAGGAAUUGGUAAGUGCCAAACUGGUGAUUGUGGUGGAAGGCUGGAAUGUGAUGGAAAUGGUGCAGCUCCUCCUACCUCAUUGUUUGAGAUAACACUUGGUAAAGGCAAUGAUCAAGACUACUAUGAUGUCAGCAUGGUGGAUGGCUACAAUCUGCCACUGCUUGUGCAACCAAGAGGUGUAUAUGGUACUGGGGUCUGUAAUGCCACAGGUUGUGUCACUGACAUCAAUAGAGGUUGUCCAAAAGAACUUCAAGUAGUUGGUGGAGAUGCAUACCAAGAUGGUGUAGUUGGGUGUAAGAGUGCUUGUGAGGCAUUUGGAUCGGAUCAGUACUGCUGCAGUGGAGAAUUUGCCAAUCCAACGACAUGCCAGCCUUCCUAUUAUUCAACCCUUUUCAAGCAGGCUUGUCCAAAAGCCUAUAGCUAUGCAUUUGAUGAUGCCACCAGCACUUUCAUUUGCAAAGCUUUUGAAUAUGACAUUAUUUUUUGUCCCAAUGGCAACAAGGUUAAAAAACCAAAUGGUGCAUUUCCACCUCCACCACCAUCAAUUGGAUGGCCAGAUCAGAAGUUUCAGCAGCAGGUUCAUUCUUCUUCAUAUAUUCUCUUACCCUGUACAGUGACAUUCUUUCUCUUUGUUGCCACUCUCUCUGUGCUUGCAGCAAAGACUCAGACAUUAAUAUGAGAAAAUGUCAGAAGAGAAUACCACACAAGUGUUUUCUUGAAAGGAAGAGAGAAACAAAAAAGACAAGGAGAUGAAAAUUGUGAGAACAGAAUUGUGUGGAACACAUGAGGGUCCUAAGGAAACAAAUAAGUGCAGAAAUUACUCUUCCAAAACUCCAACAAGUUGGUACUGAUUAAUAACCAAUGGCCAUCCACUAGACAUCUAGCCAUAAUUUCAGUUUUCCCACUAUCCUCUCAAGAUAACUUGUAAAUGCAAAAAAAAAAAAAAAUCUUUGGAAUAAAACAUCAAGUCAUGAAGUCAUUUGAUAUGUAACCAGGAAUAUGAGAACCCUCAAAGUUGUUCUCCCAUGUGUUAUAUGACCAAAUUUAAUAUUUGAGUAUAACAAUUCAUGGCAUAAAGAAUAAACUAUGGAACUU